Molecule: messenger RNA, 1655 nt
Organism: Dipodomys ordii (Ord's kangaroo rat)
Lineage: Eukaryota; Metazoa; Chordata; Mammalia; Rodentia; Heteromyidae
Gene: Srp54
Product: signal recognition particle 54kDa
Exons: 13
Coding region: 522-1655 (377 amino acids)
Biological process (GO): SRP-dependent cotranslational protein targeting to membrane; SRP-dependent cotranslational protein targeting to membrane, translocation
Cellular component (GO): signal recognition particle, endoplasmic reticulum targeting; cytosol
Molecular function (GO): GTP binding; GTPase activity; 7S RNA binding
Source: RefSeq, a predicted model, not a curated record
CCUUCGGGUUUGUCACUUUUCCUGGAGGUGGCUCCUCAAGCCCUGCCUUUCCCCCCCCACCCCGAGACUACGUCCAGAGAGAGUCAGUCUCCCUACUAAUUGCAUGCUGCAAUUAUUCAUGGAUAGAAAACGAAAGCCAGAAGCCAGUGCAAGCAAAGAACUACGCACUUAGAAGCCGAACCCAAGAAAGGCAGCACUUUGCCCCGGAAGCGGAAGUGCAUCUUUUCGUGAAAGGCUGGUCUACGCCGAGUGAUGACGUCUCCUCAUUGGGCGGAAGGUUCGGUGGCAAGUCGUCGGUCUUCCAGCUGGUGGGAGUUGGCUUCGCGGGCUGGGCGCAGGGACCCUAGUUUAUGUAGUUGGGGGAGGUCAGGUUGUGGGGGCGAACCUGUCUGGCAGCUCCCAGUUUUCCCGAGUUUCCUCCUCCGGUGUGGGGCCUCGUCAAGGACUCCCCGGCCCUUUUAGGGCUACGGCGUUAGUGGUGCUUCUCCGAGUUCUUAUAAGUAUACCUUAAAGCCUUCAAGAUGGUUCUAGCAGACCUUGGAAGAAAAAUAACAUCAGCCUUGCGCUCAUUGAGCAAUGCCACCAUCAUCAACGAGGAGGUACUAAAUGCUAUGCUAAAAGAAGUAUGCACAGCAUUACUGGAAGCAGAUGUUAAUAUUAAACUAGUGAAGCAACUACGAGAAAAUGUGAAGUCUGCUAUUGAUCUUGAAGAGAUGGCAUCUGGUCUUAAUAAAAGAAAAAUGAUUCAGCAUGCUGUAUUUAAAGAACUUGUGAAGGUAAAAUUAGCAUACUUUUACCAGAGGAAAGGUUGGAAGACCUGUUUGAUAUGUGCAGACACAUUCAGAGCAGGUGCUUUCGACCAACUAAAACAGAAUGCUACCAAGGCACGAAUUCCAUUCUAUGGAAGCUAUACAGAAAUGGAUCCUGUUAUCAUUGCUUCUGAAGGAGUGGAUAAAUUCAAAAAUGAAAAUUUUGAAAUUAUUAUUGUUGAUACAAGCGGUCGCCACAAACAGGAAGAUUCUUUGUUUGAAGAAAUGCUUCAAGUUGCUAAUGCUAUACAACCUGACAACAUUGUUUAUGUGAUGGAUGCCUCCAUUGGACAGGCUUGUGAAGCCCAGGCUAAGGCAUUUAAAGAUAAAGUUGAUGUUGCCUCAGUUAUAGUGACCAAGCUUGAUGGUCAUGCAAAAGGAGGUGGUGCACUCAGUGCAGUUGCUGCCACAAAAAGUCCAAUUAUUUUCAUUGGUACAGGGGAACAUAUAGAUGACUUCGAACCUUUUAAAACACAACCUUUCAUCAGCAAACUUCUUGGUAUGGGUGACAUUGAAGGACUGAUAGAUAAAGUCAACGAGUUGAAGUUGGAUGACAAUGAAGCACUUAUAGAGAAGUUGAAACAUGGUCAGUUUACGUUGCGAGACAUGUAUGAACAAUUUCAAAAUAUCAUGAAAAUGGGUCCCUUCAGUCAGAUCUUGGUUAAAUUGGACAGUACAGAUGGUGCCAAGGUUUUUAGUAAGCAACCAGGAAGAAUCCAGAGAGUAGCAAGAGGAUCAGGCGUGUCAACAAGAGAUGUGCAAGAACUUUUAACACAGUAUACUAAGUUUGCACAGAUGGUGAAAAAAAUGGGAGGCAUCAAAGGACUUUUCAAAGAGUACAGAUAA